UUUAUCCCUGUCGUCGGUGUACAUUUAUUACCCAACCCGACAAUUCGAUUUCAAUAUCUCCGUCUAAAUUCACUUCUUUCUUCUUCACCUUAGCUCCAUCUAUUUCCGACGACGAUCCGAUUUCGCCAUCAGUUAUUCGUCCGUUGGGUGGACCGUGUUCCCGUCGCCUUUGGAUCAGUCGGCUUAAAAUCAUGAAUCCCGAAUAUGAUUACUUGUUUAAACUUUUAUUAAUAGGAGAUUCUGGUGUUGGAAAGUCAUGUCUUCUCCUGAGAUUUGCUGAUGAUUCUUAUUUGGACAGUUACAUCAGCACAAUUGGUGUUGACUUCAAAAUACGCACUGUGGAGCAAGAUGGGAAGACAAUGAAACUUCAAAUUUGGGACACUGCUGGACAAGAACGCUUCAGGACGAUUACCAGUAGUUACUACCGUGGGGCACAUGGCAUCAUUAUAGUUUAUGAUGUAACUGACCAAGAAAGCUUUAACAAUGUUAAGCAAUGGUUGAGUGAGAUUGAUCGUUAUGCAAGUGACAACGUAAACAAGCUUCUGGUUGGAAAUAAGUGUGACCUGGCUGACAACCGAGCUGUGUCUUAUGAUACAGCAAAGGCAUUUGCUGAUGAAAUUGGUAUUCCAUUCAUGGAGACUAGUGCUAAGAAUGCCACUAAUGUUGAGCAGGCCUUCAUGGCAAUGGCAGCUGACAUAAAGAAUAGGAUGGCAAGCCAGCCAGCGUCGAAUAAUGCAAAGCCUCCAACAGUGCAGAUACGAGGUCAACCUGUUUCACAGAAGAGUGGUUGCUGUUCUAGUUAGAAUCACUUUUCAGGCCUUCUUUCUGGUUGCACUGUGCCAGUUGUAUUCUUUUAAUCUGCCAGUAUUCUGGUGGCCUGUACAAAUCAUAAGGGUUGCUCCUAAAAAAUUUUCUUUCCUCUUUGAUAUUUUUUUAAACUGGGGUUCAAAGUUGCAAUGUUGGUUUCUGCUGUUUCAGGCAGUUGUUUCAUAAGUUAGUUUUUAAGAUGGGGAUAGUGAGAGUUGUAAUGCAGUUGUACUAUGUUUCUACUUGACUAUGAUUCUCUUUAAAUAAGUUGCUCUGCAGAAGUGUUGGUAUUUUA
Nicotiana tabacum (common tobacco) is the source of this 1102-nucleotide messenger RNA. Its product is annotated as ras-related protein RABD2a-like. The record is from RefSeq and is a predicted model, not a curated record. Gene Ontology annotation, molecular function: GTP binding; GTPase activity. Lineage: Eukaryota; Viridiplantae; Streptophyta; Magnoliopsida; Solanales; Solanaceae.